This is a messenger RNA of Lytechinus variegatus (green sea urchin), 1105 nucleotides long. Its product is annotated as putative nuclease HARBI1. The coding region runs from base 581 to 1105 and encodes 174 amino acids. The transcript has 5 exons. The record is from RefSeq and is a predicted model, not a curated record. NCBI's taxonomy places the organism in Eukaryota, Metazoa, Echinodermata, Echinoidea, Temnopleuroida, Toxopneustidae.
UAUUCUCAAAGGAGGUUUAGUUAGUCCAUGGACUAAAUCGGUGGUUUAAACCUCCGAUUUAGUCCAUGGACUAAAUUUUGGUAUUCUCAAAGGUGAUUUAGUCGGGGGUUUAGUUAGUCCGUGGUCUAAACGCGUCGUUUUACGUCAUCAAUUUUAGUCAGCUCUCAUGGGUGGUUUAAAAAAUUUAGUCCAUGGACUAAAUUUCGUGCGCAUGCGUAGUUGCCUAAUCGUCUGCAAUUUUUUUCACUCUUUUUCCCGCUCAAAAGUCAUCGGAGACAGAACAGAGCCCGAUUUAGUUUCGGGUUAUAUGUAUAUUUCACUGAACCAGUUUUUGGUAAUUUUCGCCGAAAACGAGUCACAACUAAGCUGGUUACCUUUUGUAUCUUGGCCCUGACAGGGGCAGCAUCCACCAGCGUUUUCCCUGCCAUCAACAUAUGCAAUCACUUCUACAGUUCUAGUGCAGGUUGUCUCCAACACAGCAGCUGUGCAAAAGACUACUUCCCCUCAAGCAGGGCAGCAUCCACUAGCGUUUUCCCUGCCAUCAACAUAAUCACUGCUACUUUCAUUUUGGACUGAAAAUAUGGCAAAUUUCUACCGCCUUCGUCAGCUUGACAGGGCCAGAGAGGCGGAAAUGAGGCCAGAGAGGGGACUCACAGAUCACAAGAAUCCAUUUGAACUGUACGACGAUCGUGAUUUCAAGAUGCGAUACAGAUUUACAAAACACACAGCACUCUACCUAAUCAACAUCCUUGAAGAAGAUCUCAGUAGGAACACCGAUCGGAAUAAUCCGCUACCUGUUGUGGUACAAGUCAUGACUGCUCUGCGUUUUUAUGCCGUAGGUUCAUUCCAAAUUAUGCAUGGUGAUGAGGCAUCAAUAUCUCAGCCAUCUGUGAGCCGAGUCAUCAAGAAGGUUUCAGAAGCUAUUGCAAGAAGGAAACGGGAAUUCAUGAGAUUUCCAUCAACGAGAGACGAAUUUGAAACAACGCAGCAGCAAUUCUAUGAGUACUGCGGCUUUCCCGGGGUCAUCGGUGCUAUAGAUGGGACCCAUGUGUACAUCAGGAGUCCUGGUGGGGAACAAGCCCUGUUUUUCCUGUUAAGGAAAUAG